AUGGCGAAAUCUGAUAAAGGUCGAGCAUCUGCCGGCGGCAAUAACGCGAAUUGUAUCUCCCGAUUGUUUCAAAUCGGGUCGUAUGGAAGAACUGGACUCCGAGAUCUUCGUUCUCCACUUCUUCUUGAGCAGCCUCAGGGUCCUUCGUUCCAUCUUGCUGAUCUUCGGAAUCACCAACGUCCGCCUCGUCUACCAACACCUCUAACUCCCCCUUGCCCCGACAUGCCGCACUCUCACCACUCUCACAGCGGUCAAUUCUGCUCUCACGCGAGAGACUCCCUCGCUUCCGUCCUGCAACAAGCCCACGAUCUCGGUUUCACCCACUUCCACCUCAGCGAGCAUGUCCCACGUGCAAACUUCACCGAGCUCUAUCCCGAGGAAGUAUCGGCGAACAUCACCCCCGCUGCGCUCCGCACCACAUUCAGCGCAUACUUGAAGGAAGCGAGACGCUUGCAAGCGGAGUACACGAACAAGGGUCUGCACGUGUUGGUCGGGUGCGAGACGGAAAACAUCACCAGCCCCGGAACGUUGGACUACCUUACCGAGGUGUUGGGAAGCACACCAGAGACCAAGCCGGAGAUGAUCGGCAAAGGGGUGGUGGACUACAUCGUCGGAUCGUUGCAUCACACACAUUCUAUCCCCAUCGACUUUGACCGCGAAACGUUCGACAGGUCCGUCUCCAGUUUCUCUUCCUCUUCCACCCACGCUGCGCAUCUGCAACUCAUCGACCAGUACCUCGACGAUCAACUCGAAGUGCUUCAUCGCCUCAAACCCGAGGUCAUCGGCCACUUUGACCUCUUUCGCCUCUUCACACCUUCAUUGAAGAUUCGAGGCGAGAAGCAGAUCUGGAGCAAGGUGGAGCGAAACGUACGCUAUGCCGUCGAAUACGGUGCACUGUUCGAAUGCAACGCUGCGUCUUUCAGGAAAGGGUGGAAUACCUCGUAUCCUGCAAGAGAGGUGUUGGAUCUGAUUCAGAGCUUGCAAGGUCGACUUUGUCUAUCCGACGAUUCGCACGGUGUCCAUGCGGUCGGGUUGAACUAUCUCAGACUGAAGGAGUAUCUCAUCGACGCCGGUGUCGACACCAUCUGGUAUCUCGAGAAGGACGCAUCACAAUCACCUGCCGGCCAAGACAAGGACGGCCACACGAGGCCGACCCACUUCGCCCGCGGAACAGUCGCCAAGCCGAUGGGACCAGAAUGGAAAACACAUCCCUUCUGGACCACCUUUACCGCCUCUCUCGAGUCUCAGUCAUAA
Molecule: messenger RNA, 1254 nt
Organism: Pseudozyma hubeiensis SY62
Lineage: Eukaryota; Fungi; Basidiomycota; Ustilaginomycetes; Ustilaginales; Ustilaginaceae
Exons: 1
Coding region: 1-1254 (417 amino acids)
Biological process (GO): L-histidine biosynthetic process
Cellular component (GO): cytoplasm
Molecular function (GO): histidinol-phosphatase activity
Source: RefSeq, a predicted model, not a curated record